Messenger RNA from Halteromyces radiatus, 1953 nucleotides. RefSeq names its product GC-rich sequence DNA-binding factor-like protein-domain-containing protein. Gene Ontology annotation, cellular component: U2-type post-mRNA release spliceosomal complex. NCBI's taxonomy places the organism in Eukaryota, Fungi, Mucoromycota, Mucoromycetes, Mucorales, Cunninghamellaceae. Gene Ontology annotation, biological process: spliceosomal complex disassembly. The transcript has 2 exons. Gene Ontology annotation, molecular function: nucleic acid binding. The coding region runs from base 1 to 1953 and encodes 650 amino acids. The record is from RefSeq and is a predicted model, not a curated record.
AUGAGUGACCGUCGAGGUUUAGGUGGAUCUAGCAUAGCAACAACAGCAACAAGUUUUUUACCAGCAAAGAAGAAAGAUCCUUCCAAAGAUCGAGUCAAAACACAAGACAAAGGAAAACCAUCAUCGCCACGACAACGAGGAUCGGCUUCGCCUUCACCUGGUCCUGGAUUUGCGGCAUUCACUAAACACACUACUGGAUUCGGACAAAAGAUGCUGGAGAAGAUGGGUUGGACGGCAGGCAAAGGAUUAGGUGCUGGUGGUGAAGGUAUGGUGAAUCCUGUGGAAACAAAACAACGACCAAAAGGUAUGGGGAUGGGCUUCCGUGGAUUCCAAGAACGAACAGAGCAAACUAAAUUGGAAGCGAUGGAAACUUCAGAAGAAGAAGAAGAGGAAGAAGAACAAGAUGAAAUAGCGGCACCAAGACAAGCAUGGAAACGAAAAGAUAAAAUACCUCAAGAACAAACAAUACCUUCUGUAAAAUCUCGAAAGGCGAAAAAGGUGACAUAUCAAACAGCUAAUGAUAUUUUGGCCGAUGUACAACAAUCAAUGCAACAACAACCACAGAAGGUGAUCGAUAUGACAGGACCCAGUAUUCGAGAAAUCUCCAUUUCAGAUAUUAGACGUACCGAUUCGCCAACAUUAAUGGAAACUACCACUCGCUUACCUGAAUUACGACACAAUCUACGUCUUAUUGUUGAUCUUUCACGAGGUGAUUUGGAAAACCUAUCAAGGGAAAAACAAAAUACGGCAUUCCGACUCAAGGCUAUGGAGGAAGAAUUGGAUGUGAUACAACAACGACACAAGGUGGAUGAAGAACGAUUAGAUAAGAUUCAACAAGUCAAGGCUAUUGGGUUACAAUUACAACAGAUUUCUCGGGAUGCUCUAGCCAAUGGUAUGUAUGAAAGCGCAAAUAUGACAACAUUAUUUGGAGAGCCUUUUGAACAAUUGAAAACAAAAUAUAUGGAUCAAGUGGUACAUAUGCGAUUGGAUGCGAUGGUGGUGGCAGUUUGGGCACCAAUUAUGAAAUACAGGUGUGUUCAUUGGAAUGUAUUAGAAAAUCCACUCUUGGGUUUGGAUGAUAUCAAACGAUGGCGACCUUUACUAUUAUGCAACGAUGAUAUGGAAAAAAAGAAAUCAUCAAGACGGCGACAUACCAAACAAAACGAUAUUUCUUUAGAGGCGACUCCUUUUGAAACCAUGAUGAAUACUAUUUGGCUCAACAAAGUUCGCAGUGCAAUCAACAAUUCAUGGCAGGUACGUGAACCAGAUGCAGUGAUACAACUAUUGGAAGCAUGGCAACCUGUUUUACCUCGAUUCAUCUUUGAAAAUAUCAUUUAUCAAUUGGUAUUACCAAAAUUAACAAGAGCAGUGGCUGAUUGGGAUCCUCGUAACGAUGAACAGCUAGUACAUACUUGGAUUCAUCCAUGGUUACCAGUACUUCAAGCAUGGCGAUUGGCGGACAUUUGCACCACUAUUAGACACAAACUCUCAGUGAUCUUACGACAAUGGCAUCCGUCUGAUGAAUCAGCACUAGAGGUGGUGGGACGAUGGAACGAUGUAUGGACUCGUCAACAAAUGGAUCAUUUCCUUCAAAAGAAUGUAUUACCAAAACUAAUUCAAGUGUUACGACGUGAAUUUGUUGUCAAUCCUCGGGAUCAACAAUUGGAACCUUUGGCUUGGUGUUUAGCAUGGAACGGUAUCUUAUCCGAUCAGGUAUUUGGUGAAUUAUUAGACAAUGAGAUAUUCCCACAAUGGCUCCGAGUAUUAUACAAAUGGCUUACGAUGGAUCCUAAUCAUGUGAAUUAUGAUGAAAUCAAAGAAUGGUAUAUGUGGUGGAAACAAGUAUUUACUUCUUUGGGUAUUGCUGAUCAUCCUGUACUAUUGAAAUGGACUAGACGAGCCUUGGAAAUGAUGAAUGCUGCAUCUAGUGGUGAAUCUAUUGAAGCUCCUUAG